Molecule: messenger RNA, 3690 nt
Organism: Dendrobium catenatum
Lineage: Eukaryota; Viridiplantae; Streptophyta; Magnoliopsida; Asparagales; Orchidaceae
Exons: 6
Coding region: 1-3690 (1229 amino acids)
Molecular function (GO): catalytic activity
Source: RefSeq, a predicted model, not a curated record
AUGACCCCUCCAUGUCUUGCGGCUUGGAAUGUGAGAGGUUUUAACAGGCCCGAGAAGGUUAGGGCUUGUAAGGAUUUAGUUCGUUGUCACAAACUUGAUCUCAUUUGUGUUUUGGAGAACAUGAUACAUAAUAAAUCCUUGAUGGAUCCUUGGUUCCGUAUGAAUCAUGAAAUUUUUGUGAAUGAAGAAAGUUGCCAUAACUUUAACCUUUCCAAAUCGGGUAGGAUUUGGAUUAAAUGGAAUCCCAUGCACAUUCAUUUCAUUCCCACCAUUUGCACGUCACAGUUAAUUUCAGGAAAUCUGUAUAGUGGCACUGAGCUGAUCUGCGUUCUUUCUGUCAUUUACGCUUCUAAUGACCAAGCUGACAGGCUUCAGUUGUGGGAUAAAAUCAGGGAGCUGGGUGUGAGUAUUUCCUCUCCUUGGCUGAUUCUGGGGGAUUUCAACUGCUGCUUAAAUGCUAGUGAAAAGUCUGGUGGGACUCCUCUUCUUGCUUCACAACUUUGGGACUUUAAUUCCCUUCUUUUUGAUGUGUGCUUAUUUGACUUAGCCUCUAUUGGCUUGAAGUUCUCCUGGUUCAAUCAAAGGGCCAAUGAUCCUAUUCACCUGAAAUUGGAUAGGAUGCUUAUUAAUGACAAAUGGCUGGAAUCCUUCCCUACUUCUAGAUACAAAACAAAGCAAGAUGAAUUUUGGCAUGUUCUUCUGGACAUUUUUUCUCAACCCAUUAGAGGUAACCCUAUUUUAGGGCUAUAUAGCAAGCUUAAAAAUCUGAAGUUGAGGCUUAAAGGUUAUGAUUGGACAAACUCUUCUCUUUUGUCCAAUCAAUUCAUUUCUCUAAAGGAGCAACAGUCUUGCUGUUUGGGUUUACUUAAUAAUGACCCUCAGAACCUAUCUUUGAACCAAAGAUUGAAGGGAAUUAAUGCUCAAAUUGCUGACUGCUCUUCUUCUUGGACUAAUUGGAUGCUACAAAGGGCAAAAAUAAAAUGGCUUUCACAAGGGGAAGAUGAUUUGAAAUUUCUUUAUGCUAGAGUAAGGAGAAGGAGGAAUAUCUGCUCUUCCAAAUUGGUGGCUUCUGAUGACCCUAAUGUUAGGAUUAAUAUGGUUAGCUCUAUCAUUGAACACUUUGAGAAGUUAUUCAAUGCUCCUAAUCCUCCCGCUUGCUGUGAUCCUCUGCCUAUUCCGGAAGGUAACAUCAUUCCUCCUCAUCUUGCCUCUUUACUCACUGCUCCUAUUUCUGAUGAUGACAUAAAGGCCGUUAUUUUCCAUGGGAGCUCCAACUCCUCUCCUGGGCCUGAUGGGUUCAAUUUUGAGUUUUAUAAAUCGUCUUGGCUUUUUACGGGCCCUUUGAUUUGCAAAGCGGUUAAAUCUUUUUUCUCCAAAGGUUACCUUCCCAAAUUUAUUAAAGCCUCGGCUAUUGCUCUUAUCCCAAAAACUGCACAUGCUUCUAACAUUACAGAUUUCAGACCUAUUGCCCUAUGUAAUGUUUUUUACAAGAUCAUCACAAAAAUUAUGGCGCUAAGGAUGAAAGAUUUCAUGCCUUUAAUCAUUGGGGAAAAUCAAGGUGGCUUUAUAAAGAAUCGUAUUGGUACUGAUAAUGCUCUUCUCGCCUCUGAGAUUCUUUUGGAUUUCAAAAAAGCUGCCAAUCGGAAAUUUAUGUGUGUCAAGCUUGAUAUCCGUAAAGCUUUCGACUCUGUCUCUCGUGACUUCAUUCUUUUCAGAAUGAAACAAAAAGGUUUUCCUUCUACUUUCAUUAAUUGGACCAAAGCCUGUAUUUAUGACGUUCCUUUUUCUAUUUGUAUUGAUGGUGCUCUUGAAGGCUAUUUCCAUUCCACCUCGGGUAUUAGGCAAGGGUGCCCGCUUAGCCCCUAUUUAUUCUGUAUUGCUAUGGACGCUUUCACUUGUAUGAUUGAUAAUCAUUCUGCGGUGGACAGAUUUAUGGGGAUCCAUAAGAAGGAUUUGGUUAUCUCUCAUUUGCUUUAUGCAGAUGAUCUUCUUAUUUUUGGGGAGGCAACGGUACAGAAUUGUAAAGUGCUUGUGGACAUACUGGAUGGUUUUGCUCAGUUGUCUGGGCUAAAGGUCAAUCAUGAGAAAAGCAAUCUUAUCAUCUCCAAAUCUAUUUCUAAUCCUCUGCUUAUUGCUGAAGCUCUCAACAUCUCUUCUUUUGGGGAUAAAAUGACUUAUCUUGGGAUCCCAAUAUCUGUUAAAAAAUUGAGUAAAGCUGACUACCAGCUUUUGCUGAACACCAUCUCUAAGCACCUUGCGGGUUGGAAAGCCCGUCUGCUGUCUUUUGCUGGGAGGCUGCAGUUCGUUAAAUACACGAUUUGCAAUACGAUUAUCUACUGGGUUAGGGGAACUAUGCUGUCUAAAUCUUGCAUUAGGAAUCUUAAUAGGAUGUGCUCUAGAUUUCUAUAUUUUGGAGAUGUGGAGGCUCGGAAGGUUUUUUUGAUUGCUUGGAAUAACACCUGUAAGCCAAAGCAUUUGGGCGGGUUGGGUAUUCCGAACCUGCUUGGUCUUCAAUUUGCUAAUACUUGCUCACUGGUUCUGAGAUUCUACAAUUCUAACUCCAUGCUUUUUAAAUUUUUAAAUGUCAAAUAUGGUACACCUUGGACCCCGAUUUUAGGCAAGGCCUCAUCCCUUUGGUGCGAUAUGAAUAGGAUUGCCAUACAGAUUAAUCCCAUUAUUAGCUUUGAGCUUUAUUCCAACAUCAUUGUCUCUCUACUCUGGGAUCCUUGGUUUCACGGGAAAUCCAUAAUGGUGGAAUGUGCAAAUCAAAACUUAAAUACUGUUAUCCCUUGUCAUGCCACGGUUUCUGAUUUUACGGGGCAUGUUGGCUGGUUGUUACCUUCUCUUAUUUCUGAGUUUUUAGCUGAUUCUAUUCAGCAAUCUGAUAGCAGCCAAGGGGUUUGGAGAGAAAGGAAUGAAAGAAGGUUUAAUUUCAAAACUAGAUGCUCAACUACUCUUUCAAUGCUUAUCAAAAAUGCUGUUGAUGCUAAGAUUAUCAAAUGGAAAGCUACGGUUAAUCUUCAAAACUCGUCAUCUGUUCUCGGACAUAGCUAUUCUGAUUCUGGUUCUAUUUCGCUGGGCAUUGUUCUUAAUCUCUUGGACGAUGAUGUAGCUGCUAAUCAUCUCCUUGGAGGGCCUUUCUUUUUGGGCAACCAGGAGAUUAUUUCUUUGUGGGUGCCAAGGGCAGAGAUCGCACGAGUAGCUCUUCAGUUCCUUCGUUACUGUCAGAUGUUGCUUUACAGGAGGGCAGAGAUCGCACGAGUCACCUUUAUUGCUGUUCGACUUCAUUGCUUAAUAGAGGAAGGACAUCAUAUACCAACACCUUUUACUAAUUCAGAUGAAGAAUUAUAUUUUCUUAAUGAGGAAAAUGAUCAUAAGGUCAAGAAGUUUCCUAAAGAAAAAUAUCCAAAACUGAAAAGUAGCUUAGAUUUCAAGGAAGUUGAAGACAUGGAAAUUUCAAAGAACUCUCAAGUUGAAGCUAGUUCAUCUUCAGAGGUGACACAAAUCAAGCUGAGAAGCGGAAAACAAGUUUAUCUACCUCAAAAGAAAAUAAAGGAUAAUGAGAAUGUCAGUGCAAAUAUGGAUUACAAUCAAUUAUCCCAUCUCCAUAAAUUACCUACACUGUUGAGCGACUAUGAUGCCAUUCGUAUAUCUAAGAACAUAUGGGAAAUACUCAUUAAAGCUUUGUAA